Messenger RNA from Blepharisma stoltei, 734 nucleotides. The record is from the annotation of a GenBank genome assembly. Lineage: Eukaryota; Ciliophora; Heterotrichea; Heterotrichida; Blepharismidae.
AUGAAUCUUAAACAUGGCUUUCAUGAUAAUAUUUUGACUGAAGCUAACUCUUAUGCUGCCAAUAUGAUUAGAAGUGUUUGUGAGCCUGUUUCUUCAUCUAAUUAAGAUUAGCCGUUCGCAGUUUGUAGGGCCGGAGAUUUGCACCCAUAUACCCUCAUCACUUAUGGUAGGGCCUCGGCGGACACCCUUCUUGCUGCCUCAAGCAAGGGAUUCGCACUGAUUAGUCUUGACUUUCAUGGCUUCUGGAGCCUAAGAGCCAACCACUUGGGUCGAAACUCCCAGUUUCUCGUUAGACAAAUACCAUAUCUUGAGUCAUGUGAGGGAGUCAGCCUCCACUCGGAACUGUCUAUUAUCUUGUCCUUUCCAAUGAUUUUUCUUGAGAAUAAAGCCCGAGUCUCACGAAUUAGCUUCGUAGCGCCUGAAUAAAACCUAGCCCGACAUACGCAAAGGGCUUCCAGCUCCUUUCCACCUCAUUCACCAACACUUGGCCGUUGCCUGCAGGUGUUGAGGAAAUAGGGUGGAGAGGUCGGGUGGCACAUCGUCGCCAUAUAUAUAUAUAUUCUUCAUCUGAUAAAGAUCUUUUCUUAUCAAUUGUGGAAUCUAAUGUGGCGCGCACCGCUUUUACAGAGUAUGGGUAUGAUCUUGCAAGUGCAGUAGGAUUUGAAGAAAAAACAUUUUAUGUAGAUUUACCCUGAAGAACUCAUGGAGUGACGGUCUUAGGAGGUUCAUUCUAA